GAAAUAGAAAAGUAUUUAUAUUAAUUAUAUAUCUAUUAUGAUUACUAUAACAAUAAAUUUAAUGGCUUUGUCUUUGGUGAUUAGCUGCUUUGACUAUUCAGAAAGUGCUGCUAAUGCUAAAUGUAUUCCAUUUGCCCAUCAUUUUCAAAUUUGUAACAAAAUGCCAUAUAACACAACAAUGUUCCCCAAUUUGUUAGAGCAUCGAAACCCUGAAGAAGCUAGCCUUGAAGUUGCCCAAUUUAAACCAUUAGUUAAAGUUGGCUGUUCUGAUGACUUAGAAUUCUUUCUUUGUAGUGUAUAUGCACCUGUAUGUCUCAACCAUGGACCAUUACCUCCAUGUAAACCACUUUGUGAGCGAGCACGAAGUGGAUGCAUUAGCAUAAUGCAAAAAUUUGGUUUUAUUUGGCCUGAAAAUAUACGAUGUGAAAGAUAUCCAGAUUCAACUCCAAAUGCUCUUUGUAUUGACAAUGCUGAGACCAAAAAACCUGAAGAAAAAGUAAGAGUUAAAAAUAAAACCCAAUCAAGUUAUAAUGAUUAUCGAUGUAAAACUGAUCAACAAAAAGAUGCCAAGCAUUACAAUUUCAUGGGUAAACCUGGUUGUGCAUCAGAAUGUGACCCUGUUUAUUUUACAGGGAAAGAAAAAGACUUUGCUAGAAAUUGGGUUUUAUUUUGGUCUGUUGUUUGUCUAAUUUCAACAGCAUUCACUCUUGUGACAUUUUUUUUAAUAUGUCAAGGUUCGUUAUCCUGAAAGACCUAUUAUAUUUUUAUCAGGUGCUACUUUAUGAUUUCCAUUGCAUUUAUGUGGUCUCUAUCUGAUAAUGCUAUAGCUUGUCACAAAACCGAUAAAGGGGUUGAGUUAUUAAACCAAGGUACUGAAAAUGCAGCUUGUACUGUAGAUUUUAUGUUUAUUUACUUUUUUUUAAUGUCCGCAUCUAUUUGGUGGGUAAUUUUGACAUUGACAUGGUUUCUAGCUGCUGGGCUAAAGUGGGGACAUGAAGCUAUUGAAGCAAGUGCACAAUACUUUCAUGCUGCUGCAUGGGCUAUUCCUGCUGCCAAAACAAUAGCAAUUUUAGCUAUGAACCAAGUUGACGGCGAUUUGCUAUCUGGCAUAUGUUUUGUUGGUGGUAAAAAUUUAUCAGCUCUUAGAGGAUUCCUUUUAGCACCUUUAUUUUUUUAUUUAGUUGCUGGAUCAGUAUUUCUUUUAGCUGGUUUUGUUGCUCUAAUUCGCAUACGAAAAGUAUUAAAAACAGACCACUCACUUCGCACUGAUAAGUUAACAAAGCUAAUGGUUAGGAUUGGAAUAUUUUCUUUGUUAUAUUCUUUACCAGCCAUUAUUGUUAUUGCUUGUCUGUUUUAUGAACAAUCUUACAGACUUGUAUGGGAUAAAUCAUGGAUAAGUGCAUGGCUUCUUAUGUCUGAGAGUUGUGGCGGACAGUCUUGUUAUCAUUUUGUUGGAGAAGAUCGCCCUGAUUUUGCUGUGUUUAUGAUAAAAUACUUGAUGUUACUGAUGGUUGGUAUUACUAGCGGAUUUUGGAUAUGGUCAGGUAAAACUAUUCAGUCUUGGAAACAGUUUUAUUAUAAAAAAAUUUUAAAUAAAAGACCCCCAAAGAAAAUAAUUUUUAAAGAUGUUUCUGUGCUUACAAAUCUAACAGGAAAAACAACAAUUUAGAAAUAUUUUUUAUUAUGUCUUAAUGAAUAUUACAGAUCAUAAUAAGCUUGUAAAAAAAAAAAAUGCUUGAAGUUGAUCAUUUUACAAGUAUAAAGGAAUAUGUUUGUAUGUAGUUGAAGCUUUGGAAAGUUUGAUAAGAACCAAAUUUUAACAAACACUUAUUUUGUUACAUAUUUUAUUUCGACUUUAUUAUUUUUUUAUGUAUUUUUUGUUAAAUUAUUUUUUUAUGUUACAUUUGACUUCAAAUUUAUAAUACAUAUAUAAAUAUGCGUGGUGUUAAAAUAAAAAGUGGGAAAAUUUUUAGAGUGUACUUUGAUUAUUUUUAUUAAAAAAAAAAGAUUUUCGGAGUUUAAAAA
Molecule: messenger RNA, 2025 nt
Organism: Hydra vulgaris (swiftwater hydra)
Lineage: Eukaryota; Metazoa; Cnidaria; Hydrozoa; Anthoathecata; Hydridae
Product: frizzled-1-like
Biological process (GO): non-canonical Wnt signaling pathway; canonical Wnt signaling pathway
Cellular component (GO): plasma membrane
Molecular function (GO): Wnt-protein binding; Wnt receptor activity
Source: RefSeq, marked provisional